Molecule: messenger RNA, 1233 nt
Organism: Melampsora larici-populina 98AG31
Lineage: Eukaryota; Fungi; Basidiomycota; Pucciniomycetes; Pucciniales; Melampsoraceae
Exons: 4
Coding region: 1-1233 (410 amino acids)
Source: RefSeq, a predicted model, not a curated record
AUGCCUUCCACUCGCUCAAAAGGAAAAAAAUCUAAGACUGCGAAAACCAAACCUUCAUCCGUCGCACCCAAGAAGAAGACUUCUCGGGUUACCUCUUGUAAACGCAAAAGAACAGCCACUUCAAGCCGGAAAUCCGGCACCGGAGAUUCAGAUGACGAGGAAGAUUCACAGGCAGAUGAAGAUCAACCUAUUGAUAAAAACGCUACUGAGACUGAGGACCCAUCAGCCACCCAAACUAACGCUAAAGAAUCGAAUCGUGUCUUUCAAUCACGAUUCCCCGGUUUGGAAUUUGAUACAUUCGAACAAGAACUUGACAAUUGGUCACUUGUCAAGCUCCAGGAAGCAUUACAGAAACAAGAGUCUCGACGUACUAAAGUACACAAGGAGGUUCGGGAUCUUGUGGAAAUCAUGCGAAUGGAAUUUGAAAAACGUAUGCUCAUGAUUGCUCUGAUGGCCGGAGUACCGGAGGUUGUCAUAUGGAAAUUAGUAGGGUUAGGGUCCAAAACCGUGAAGGCAAACCCCUGGAUACGUUUCUUGAGUUUUUGUUUGAAAUGUUUGGGUACUAAAAUGCCCGAACGCAAUGAUAAAGACGCCUGGGUAGCUCGAAAUCAGGAGAUGGCUGAGAAAUGGCAUGAUCUAAGCCAGGAUGAGCAGGACGUUUUCAAAGAUCCAUACUUCUUUGCUCUAGCUAAUCUUCCAGACUAUUCAACUGCUGUAGUUGGCAAUGAUCAAGGGGGCGAGGGCGACAAUGACAAGAAUGGAAUCAAUACAAACCAGUUCGACAGUACUACUCCUGCUCCGAAAGUCCAUCAGCUCUCAGAGGAAGAAAAAGCCAAAUAUCAGCCCCUCUUUGAAAAGCUGGUCAAUGUGGAAAAGUUGCACCUCUCCCACGGCAAGCCAGAAAAAUCGACUUCGGUUGCGACUUUACAAAAGCGGUCUUUAGUUGCUGUACGUAAAGCACAUCAUGACUUUUCGGUCAUCUGUCAACAGCACCAUAUCUCGUAUUACUUGACUUCCGCAAGCUGCGGUGGAGUUGAUGGAUGGUCUCAAACCUUUUCCAACAACAUCAAGUUCGCUGACUGGGCACUGAAGACUCCGAAAAUCCCUUCCAAGUUUACAACCUAUAUCCACGGACAAGAAGUGGCUAAAGAGAUUGAAGCCAAAGUGCCGCAAGCAAGCGACGAGCGAAAAAGCCGACUAACUCACCAACUCAAUGAGAUGUUUGGUAUGUAG